AUGAGCGACUCACCCCCCCCCAUUGUAUAUGCUGCCCCCCAAGAUUCACCUCCACCAAUUCAAUAUGCACCUAUUGGAGAGACUGAUUCUCCUAUUAUUACUCCUCGGCGGAAAAAGCGAGUUGUCAAAAAUCAAGUUGUGCAAGCCAAGCGACAGAAAAAACACACUCACAACAAUGAUACCACCUUUUUGAACGCACUGGCAUCUCCUGACAGUAUGGACCAAGUCAGGGAUUCCAUCCCAGCUAGUCCAACAAGCAUCAAUGUAUUUGAUUUACACAAGCCUCUUGAAAUGGGUGAUCAAGAACACAUUCCAGACGAAGACUCGGAUUAUGCUACAUUUUUAAAUGCUGUAUCGGCUGAAGAAUGUGGCAUGUUCCAAUUGACGGAUUGUUUGUUUGUGGUGAAUGGAUGGAAUGCCAAAAAAUGCCAGCCUACAAAAAUGUGGUAUCAUGCACUAUGCAUGGAAAUCAAUGGCAUUAAAAAUGCCGUAUGUCUGUGCCCAGGCACAUAUGGGCGGGCAACAGAGUGUUUCCAUUCUCGGUUUCUCAUUGGAAAAUCGGCAAGCAGUGAAUCUCAGACUCUCUUGUCGGAUAGACAAUUCAAUGACAAUGAAAACUUGACUUUUCUUUUCUCUCGGGGUGAAAGUAUCAUCGAUGGACACUUCUACAAUAUAUUUUCAACUCCUUCUGGAACUCGGUAUCCGACAAUCAAGAACCGAGCUAUUGUAGAGCAUCUUGGAGAGGAUUCUGGUACGGGUACCUGGAAAUGCAAUCGUGAUCUUGGUGCAGUAUUGUGCACACAUAUUGCUUUGGCUCGUCAUGCCCUCCAACAAUAUCUUCAAGGAGACUGUGAAGCACGAGAUGAAAGCAUAAAUAGUUCAAAUGGUACAGUAGAAUUUGGAGAUACACCUGUUCGUCAGUUAGCAGGGAUCAUAUCAUCAGUAUCCUAUAUUUCGCUUCCACCACCUAUAUGGGCACGCAUUGCAUCUGAUCGGAAUGCACCUCCUCGGAUAACUAUGGAUGUUCCUCCCUCAUUGUUCCUGCUUGCUGAGAACGAUUCAUGCUCCUGUUCAAACCCACGAGAGAAGUUUAAUCCAUUUGAAUCCACAUUUACACGCACAUGCACUGUCUACACAUUAACAAGUGCAUUUACAGCAAGCAUAAUGUUGCAGAAAUGCAGACAGUGCAAACAUCGCUUUAUUGGACCGGAAUGCAGCAACUUGGGUGUGUUUAAUUUCAACAAUACAAGCCUCUUUACGCACGAGCUCCUAGACGACUAUACCAGUGCAUUUUCAUCUUCUGAAACACCCUUUGUCUCUUGGGUUCAAACGGUAUCCCGCAGAUAUCAAACACGCGGUUCAAAAAUCCCUUUUUCCAAUGAAAAAUUGUUUCGUUCAGCAUGGUUCUCUUAUAUCCGAUUGGUGGAGUUCUCUAACGAUAUGAUGUGUCCAGAGUGUGGCCCAAGUCCCGAUGCAACAAUCUGGGAUGGCGUUUCUGUAGCCUUCAGUCGACGCAAUCUACUUCCAUCACUUCACCCACCAACAACUCUGGGAGAAUUCUCCGUUACACGAAGCAAUGUCAGGCCCAUUUCCAACUUACAGCCAAUUCCAAGCCGACACACCCGACUUCUUAUUAGAUUUGUCUUGAUUGGACCGUCACUCAGCCUACUGUCGGGCGAAACCAUCCCUGAAGGUACUCCGGAGUAUGAGCGAAAUAAAAAGUUGGUUGAAAGGAUGGUAAAAAUCCCGGAUCUAGUGUCGCAGCUGACAGAGAUAAAUGUUGGUCUUGGUGGCCUAUUCAAUGUGCAUCACGGAUUAAAGGUGGUGUUAUCAAAGCAAAAUAUGACCGAAGCAUACUCCAAGUUUUUCAUUCAGCUCUCAUCAGAUGAGAAUAUACUGCAACUUGUGGCUUACAAUGUGUUGGAUAACCUGCGUCGAUUCAUUCACAACCCUGUCCAACAUAAUCUCAGUCUUCUCAGGCACAUUCCCUCGCUUCACCGUAUGGCCAAACAUGAACUCCAUCUGGGAAGGUUAUCAAAUGACCUCUUGGAGAUCUGCAAAUGGCUUUACAUCAGAUCUAGUACGGCAUAUUCACUCUUGAAAGUCCAUGAUCAUCCGAACAAGCCAACCAUGCCCUCAACAGUCAAAGAAGACUGGAUUUUGACUGGAUGCUGCUAUUCUAUGCCUCAGAUUCGCGAACGACCUUCAUAUCCAAAUCUGCCAUACGAAAUGGGAAAUGACCUCGGAAGUGUUGAUGUCAUUGAAGAUGAUGUAUGCCGAAAAUAUUAUUCAACAUAUUCCAAGAAGCGACUUACGGGUGGCAUUAUCAUAUGCUAUGGGUUCCACUGCAUCCGUGCUGCUGAAGGGAGAAACGAUGUUUUUUCUGCAAUUUAUACCCGUUGGAACCAGGCGCCCAAAAUUAUAGUUUACGACUUUGCAUGCGCACUACAGCCGUAUUGCAUGUCACGUGAGCCGGAGUUCUUCAAGGAUACUCUGUUCACCAUUGACAUAUUUCACUCCACAGAGCACAAAUGCGGAGAAGCAUGCUUCCUUUCAUCGUAUUGUGUUGAAAACCCCGAAUUUCUAGCUCUGAACUCUAGUGCUGCCGAAUGCGGAAACAGUGGCAUUUCCAAAAUUCGAAAGGCCGUCAGCUACAUGACUCAAGAGAGAGCGGUAAUGUAUAUGCGCGUGUAUUUCUCGAUUUGGAACAGGACCCAGAUACAAAAGUUGGAAUUAAAACUACAUGAUAGAUAG
Molecule: messenger RNA, 2754 nt
Organism: Psilocybe cubensis
Lineage: Eukaryota; Fungi; Basidiomycota; Agaricomycetes; Agaricales; Agrocybaceae
Exons: 7
Coding region: 1-2754 (917 amino acids)
Source: RefSeq, a predicted model, not a curated record